This is a messenger RNA of Momordica charantia (bitter melon), 1152 nucleotides long. Its product is annotated as large ribosomal subunit protein eL8y. Gene Ontology annotation, molecular function: RNA binding. Lineage: Eukaryota; Viridiplantae; Streptophyta; Magnoliopsida; Cucurbitales; Cucurbitaceae. The record is from RefSeq and is a predicted model, not a curated record.
AGGGUUGUUUUCCUUCGUUCCUCCCUUUCUAUUUCACGGCUUCCUCCUCCUGUAUCUAUCUCAGCGAAGCUGCGGUUUCCAUCGAGCUCGCCCAGACUGAGCUGCGAAAAUGGCUCCGAAGAAGGCUGUUGGAAAAGCUUCAGCAAAGAAGAAGCCGGAGAAGGUGGUGAACCCGCUAUUCGAGAAGCGUCCGAAGCAGUUUGGAAUCGGUGGGGCAUUGCCGCCCAAGAGGGAUCUCACACGCUUCGUUAAAUGGCCGAAGGCUGUUCAAAUUCAGAGGAAGAAGAGGAUUCUCAAGCAGAGGCUGAAGGUUCCGCCGGCUUUAAAUCAGUUCACCAAGACCCUCGACAAGAAUCUUGCGACAAACUUGUUCAAGAUGCUUUUGAAGUAUCGGCCAGAGGACAAAGCUCAGAAAAAAGAACGUCUUCUAAAGAGAGCUCAGGAAGAGGCUGAAGGCAAAUCACAUGAUGCCAAAAAGCCUAUUGUUGUUAAAUAUGGUCUCAACCACGUUACCUACCUCAUUGAGCAGAACAAGGCACAGCUGGUUGUGAUUGCACAUGAUGUCGAUCCGAUCGAGUUAGUCGUUUGGCUCCCAGCCUUGUGCAGGAAGAUGGAAAUUCCAUACUGCAUUGUGAAAGGAAAAGCACGCAUGGGAGCGAUUGUCCAUAAAAAGACUGCAUCCGUCUUGUCCUUGACAACGGUCAAGAAUGAAGAUAAGUUGGAGUUCAGCAGGAUCCUAGAAGCUAUCAAGGCAAACUUCAACGACAAGUACGACGAGUACCGGAAGAAGUGGGGCGGUGGAAUCAUGGGAUCAAAGUCACAGGCCAAAACCAAAGCAAAAGAGAAGCUUCUUGCCAAGGAAGCUGCUCAAAGGAUGUCUUAGGAAUCUACAGGCCAACACUAGAUUGGUGAAAAGCAGAGGAUGUCAAAGGAUGGCUUAGGAGUCGGUAAUGAGUUCUUGUCCAACUUAAGUCUUUUCUCUUUUCAGAUUUAAGUUUAUCGGAUUGAGUGAUCUAGUUUGUUCAUUACCCUACGAGUAGUACCUAUUCAAGGCAGGAAAUUAUGGAGAGUUUCUAUUUGGACGCCAAUUUUGCUGUAUAAGUUGUAUUAUCACGUUUUGCCUAAAUUAUGAACUUACAAUUUACUACUAUU